AUGUCACCACUCGGAUCGGUGGCCCUGGCCAAUGGCUCCGCGACGCCAAAGAAAGUCGCCUACUUCUACGACUCCGACAUUGGCAAUUAUGCCUACGUUACCGGUCACCCCAUGAAGCCGCACCGUAUUCGCUUGGCACACAGUCUGAUCAUGCAUUACGACCUGUUUAAGAACAUGGAGAUCUACCGUGCCAAACCGGCUACCAGAGGAGAGAUGACCCAGUUCCAUACAGACGAGUACAUCGAUUUCCUCCAAAAGGUCACCCCCGACAACAUGGACGCCUACCAGAAAGAGCAGGGCAAGUACAAUGUCGGGGACGACUGUCCCGUCUUUGACGGCCUUUUCGAGUUCUGCGGUAUCAGUGCUGGUGGCAGCAUGGAGGGCGCUGCUCGUCUCAACCGACAAAAGUGUGACAUCGCCGUCAACUGGGCCGGUGGUCUUCACCACGCCAAGAAGAGCGAAGCCAGUGGUUUCUGUUACGUCAACGAUAUUGUCCUAGGCAUCCUCGAACUCCUCCGUUUCAAGAAGCGCGUUCUUUACAUCGACAUUGACGUUCACCACGGUGAUGGUGUUGAGGAGGCCUUUUACACGACCGACCGAGUCAUGACUGUGUCAUUCCACAAAUACGGAGAGUACUUCCCUGGUACAGGAGAACUGCGCGACAUCGGCAUCGGUACCGGCAAGUACUACGCCGUUAACUUUCCUCUCCGCGACGGUAUCGACGACACCUCAUACAAAUCCAUCUUCGAGCCGGUCAUUGAGCACGUCAUGAAGUUCUACCAGCCUGAGGCUGUUGUGUUGCAGUGCGGUGGUGAUAGUCUGUCUGGCGACCGACUGGGCUGCUUCAACCUGAGUAUGGAGGGCCAUGCCAACUGUGUAGGUUACGUGAAGAGCUUUGGUCUGCCGACCUUGGUUCUUGGUGGUGGUGGAUACACCAUGCGCAAUGUCGCCCGAACUUGGGCAUUCGAGACCGGUGUUUUGGUCGGCAAGCAUCUGCCUAAGACGCUGCCCUACAACGAGUACUACGAAUAUUAUGCCCCCGAUUUCGAACUGAACGUCCGUCCUUCGAACAUGGAGAACUCCAACAGCUUCGAGUACCUGGAGAAGAUCAAGGCGGCUGUUAUCGACAAUCUUCGACAUACUCAGCCUGCGCCCUCUGUGCAGAUGCAGGACGUGCCUCGACAGCCCUUGGGUGGCAUGACCGACGAAGAAGAGGCUGAGCUCAACGACAUGGACGAGGACGAGCACCCUGAUGAGCGCAUGACACAGCGCCGCUGGGAGCAGCGCACCCGCAACGAGGCCGAUUUCGAGGAUAGCGACGAUGAAGAUAUGGAUGAGGCAAAUGGCAUGACGCGCCCUCGAAACGCCAAGAAACGUACAUUCGGUGACUUCCGUCAAGCUGAAGGAGACGUUGACAGUGGAGCACCUUCACCAGUUAACGGUGCCCCCGAAGGCGAAGAAGCUCCCAACGCUGAGCCGAUUGUGGAUGCCGACAUCACUCUCGAGAACCCUGUCGAGACCGAGGACGUGCCAGAGAAGGAAGCCUCCGAAAAGGAGGUCGCGCCCGAAGCACCCAAGGAGGAUGUCGUUGACGAAGACGGUGAUGUCGGUAUGGGUGACGGAGCCGAUACCGAGGAGGCCACGACGACAAUCAAGAAGGAAGAAGUUGAGGCAGAGCCAACCAAGGUUGCCGAGAAGGAAGAAAAGGAAGACAAGCCGGCAUCGCGCAAGCCGUCGACCGAGCCUCCAGCAGAGCCUGUCGCAACCGAGACGAUAGAGACGGUCGAUGCCACUGAGCCCGCCAAAGAAGUUGCCAAAGAGGCCGAGAUGGAGCCAGCCAAGGAGGCAGAAUUGACCGAGCCCAAGGAGACCAAGGAUGAAGCCGCGCCUGAGGAUCCACCAGCUGAAGUCAAGGAGACCAGUCCAGAAAAGGAGAAGGAGACCGAGGAAAAGACUGAGGAAAAGGCCCCUGAACCCGAAGAAGACAAGAUGGAUGUCGAUGAGAAGCCGGUAGAUGAUGGCACGAAGGAGUAG
Colletotrichum spaethianum is the source of this 2034-nucleotide messenger RNA. Its product is annotated as histone deacetylase RPD3. The transcript has 4 exons. Gene Ontology annotation, molecular function: histone deacetylase activity. The record is from RefSeq and is a predicted model, not a curated record. Bases 1 to 2034 code for a protein of 677 amino acids. Lineage: Eukaryota; Fungi; Ascomycota; Sordariomycetes; Glomerellales; Glomerellaceae.